UUUCUUUGUUUUUACAAAUUCUGGUUUUUCUGGUUUUGCUCUCAAGUUGUUUUACAAAAUUAUUAAAUUCUGAUCUUCUUUCAAGUUUACAAUUUUUGUAUAUUUUACGUUUAUUUUGUAAAUUGUUUUCUUUUUUUAAAUUAUUUAUUCUACCUUAAGCCUUUUAGCUUCUUCAUGUGCUUUUUCUAUAUAUAAUUUUCAUUUUUUACCCCUAUGCCUUUAUAUUGUUUUUUAAUUAUUAUUUAUUUAAUUAUUGUUACUUGUCCAAAAUCCCAGCUUUUUUUCCCUCAUUUUUAAUUGUAAAUUUAUUUCCCUUUUUGUUUUUAUUAAAUGCCAAAGUGGUCACAAUGCGCGUUUCUUCGGCUUUCACGUUUAUGGGAACCUGAUGUAUGGUUAGACGCUGCUACACAAAUUUUUUAUUCUAUGGGUCUUGGAUUUGGAGGAUUAAUAGCUUUUGCUUCCUACAAUCCAGUUAAAAAUAAUUGUAAAAGGGAUGUCCUCAAAAUGUCGUUAGCCAACCUUUUAACUUCUCUCUACACAGCUUUUGUUAUUUUUUGUGUUUUGGGAUAUAUGGGAAGAAAAAAUUUUAAUUCCUGUAUUGAAAAGGAUAUGUCUUUAAUUCUUAAAGUUGCUCCAGGACUUUAUAAAAAUAUGGAAGAAAUUAAUGGGAAUAUUACAAUGGAAGAGUAA
This is a messenger RNA of Meloidogyne enterolobii, 690 nucleotides long. NCBI's taxonomy places the organism in Eukaryota, Metazoa, Nematoda, Chromadorea, Rhabditida, Meloidogynidae. The record is from the annotation of a GenBank genome assembly.